This is a messenger RNA of Gymnodraco acuticeps, 1600 nucleotides long. Its product is annotated as zinc finger protein 862-like. The transcript is spliced from 2 exons. The record is from RefSeq and is a predicted model, not a curated record. NCBI's taxonomy places the organism in Eukaryota, Metazoa, Chordata, Actinopteri, Perciformes, Bathydraconidae. Bases 461 to 1204 code for a protein of 247 amino acids.
AACGGAUGGAGCAGCAGUACUCACAGGCAGAGUUGGGGGACUUGUGACAAAACUCAAACAGGAUUUCCCCAAAGUGCAGUCUAUUCACUGUCUAUCCCACCGACUAGAAUUGGCUGUCAAGGAUUGCCUUAAAGAAGUAGCUGGGUGUAAUCAAUUUGAGUUUUUUGUUGCAAAACUAUAUGCUCUCUAUCACCAGUCAACAAAAAAUGCCCGUUUGCUCCAAGAAGCAGCAGCAGAAUUAAACGUGCAAAUAUUGAAAAUAGGCCAAAUCUUCACUAUUCGUUGGGUGGCUAGUAGUUUUCAGACUGUGAAAGCUGUCUGGAAAGAUUAUCCCGCACUGGCACGCCAAUUCAAAACAGCAACAGACGACACAUCAUCUCGCAGUGACACAGAGAGACAGAAAUUCAGGGGACUGCACAAACUCCUCACGAGCACUGGAUUUCUGGCUGAUUUGGCAACAAUGAAGGAUGUUCUUCGAGAACUUAAAAGCCUGUCGCUAAAACUGCAACGCAGAGAAACAUCUUUGGUAGAUGCAAGUUGCUACAUUCAGCAGACCAUCGAUGUGUUGACAGCUAUGAAAACCAGUGGCGGAAAGUCCACACAAAAAGUGGAAGAAGGCAUUGCUACUGGCAUGUUCAAGGAUGUUGAGCUCUCAGAGAGCAGGCCCAAGAUAAACCGUCUGCAGUUUUACCAGUCUAUAAUAGACAGUUUGAAGAAGCGACUGCCUGAACCGGACCUGGUCCGCAUGCUGAAACCACUGGACAAGCGCUUUUGGCCCGAACAACGGAGCGCCCUGAUCCUCUAUGGGGAGAAUGAAGUACGCGCACUGGCAAAAGUACUGGGGGAACCGGCCCGAGAGGCCAUUGAGGAGUUUCGGGACUACAAAUUAGAGAAUAAAUCUCCAGGGAAAGCCCUGCAAAAACUGCAGACAGCGAGCAAGACCUUUUUGCCUACAUCAGCUGAGUGUGAGAGGAGGUUUUCUGCCGUCAAUUCGACCGACACCGACAAACGCAACAAGUUGCGGGAGAAGAGCCUCUUCUCACUUCUCUUCGUAGACAUCAAUGGCCCCCCCCUGGAGCAAUUCGACCCUCAGCCAUUUGUACGGUCUUGGAUCAAAGCUGGCCACAAACCCUCCACAUCCUGGGUUCCGGGACCGAAAGCGAAGAAGAAGCCGCCCAGGUCCCUGUGGUCGCUUUUACAGUAAGCAAUCCACCCACAGGGGAGUGACAGGGAAGAAGCGAUAGGGACAAUACUGUAGGCCUAUUCCAGGCUGGUCCUAAAGAAGCCCCAAUUCCUUCCCCUUCAGCUGAAAAAAAGUUCAACUAAUUUAAAUUCUGAGGCCGCCGUGCCUAUGUUAUAUAGCCUUUACACUGAAAAACGCUGCCAUGUGUCCCCAACAGCAGCUGAUGUCGUUGCUUUGUUUUGUUUGUUGCAAUUGAAUAAAUGUUGGCUAAUGGCUAUCAAUUGGUUUUGAAACAGUAGCCUCAUGUUGUUAUUUAUUCUCUCUGAAAUGUUAUUGUGCCUUGGCAGUAAUACCGUCUAUAGUAGUAGCAGAGUGUUUUUAUAGCAAUUGAUCGCAUCCGCGCUGCUCCGCCAGUCA